GUAAAUGUAUGACGUACAACAUGGUCAAAAUCAAGUAGACGUUCCGUACUGACGUAUAUCGACAAUUUCUUUGGACUUAACUAAUGUUGACAUCCUGCAGGAAUGUUUGCGGAUGGUUUAGGAUCGGAUUUUGACAGCGCUGUUGAAAAUAUUGGUAAACUUCCUCAAGACUUAUUUGCAGAAUUAUGUCAACGAGUUAUGUUUUACCUGCAACAUCGUACCCCGGGAACAGAUGCAGUGGAUCUGCACCAGCGGUUCCACAGAGCUGGCAUUGGGCUGUCUGUGAGUGAACUAGAGACGGUGAUAAAUUUAAUCUCCCUUGUGUUCAGAACCACAGCUAAAAAUAAUAUACCAGCAGAGGAACUUGCUGUCAGGCUUGCAGGUAGCAGUAACAAGUGGUCCAAGCAGGCUGUACAGGUUAUACGUCAUGUGUGGAGUGAACAAGGAAAAUUCCUUACAGUAGAAGAUACCAUAAAAAGCACAGUAACAGCAGGGCAGCUUGUUGAUCUCCAGUGGAAGAUGGGAAUGACAGUAAGUUCCAGUAGCUGCAAGUCACUAAAUUGUCCUUAUGUUACAGUGACAUUAAAAGUGGCAGACACUGCUGGCCAGAUAACAAACAAGUCCUUUGAGAUGACCAUCCCACAAUUUCAGAACUUCUUCAGGCAGUUUAAGGAAAUGGCUUCUGUUCUUGAAACUGUUUAAACUUCAGCCUAUCUGUAUAGAUAUUUUAUCUCUUUUGUCUGAACACACAUUCAUUAAAACAUUAGAACAUUAACAUUAUUUAAAGAGUAAGUGCCUGCAGGAUGUGCAUUAGUAUGUAGUUAUUUAUCUCUUUGCCUUUUUAAUAUACUGUUACAUUGCAGCAGUAUCCUUCUUUUUAAUACUAGCAAAUUAAAUGCUGCCUUUGUAUCUCUAGAAUGUAAUGAAUGUGCUGUUGGCACUAAAUAAUGGCAUAUUAAGUGUAACACAGAUAAAAGUCAGAGCUUGCUAGUUCAUCCAUAAAAAGAACUCUUACAUAACGCCUGCCAUAUCUUGACAUCAAAAAAUUAUUAGUAACAUUUUUCUUAAUGUGUGUGCUGUGUGACCUCCUUAACAGAAGAAACAUGUUUGCAGUCGCCUGUGUUAUACUAACCAAGGCAUUAUAAUUGGCCAUCAUAAGGUGUACUGCUUGACAUGUCAUUCUCUCAGAAGUGAUAUUCAUGGAUCAUGUAGCCUGUUUUUCUAGUACCUCACUCAGCGACUGUGUGAAAGCUGGUAGCUUCCUCACCGACCCAAGUUUGUCUCAUUUGUGGAGGUCCAGAAGUUCAUUAUUUGACCCACUCCUAUUUGGAUCCUGCAUUAAUUAGUUGCUUGAAUGUUGCUGACGUAAAUUGAUGCUACUGUGAGAGAAAAACAGCUUCUUCAGAAAGGCUAGAUGCCAUAUUUUCUUUGGGCUAACAGCCGAGAUCAGUGUCAGAACUAUGGAAAUAUCACUUGCCAUCAACAAGGCAGUACUGUACUGGUUCACAUUGUUUCCCGCAAACAACCUCACCACCACCACUGUUGGGCACAUUGCUGAAGUAACAACACCCCCAACACCACCACUUGUUAUUCGUUUUCAUUGACAGGAGACUAAGGUACUGAAUUACUGAAUUCUCUCCCUUUUACAGUCAUACUAUAUUUUUUUCAUCUCCUCAGUAGCUAGCAGCACUGGUGCUGUGGCAAAACUGAAACCGAAGACUGGUUACGUUACAGCAAAUGCUAGUCAGAGCAAAAUGCAGGAACAUCACCACCUGUGCUUUAUUUUUCAUUAAAUGACUGCAAUAUGAAA
This is a messenger RNA of Protopterus annectens (West African lungfish), 1810 nucleotides long. Its product is annotated as COMM domain-containing protein 6-like. Gene Ontology annotation, molecular function: NF-kappaB binding. The record is from RefSeq and is a predicted model, not a curated record. The coding region runs from base 103 to 702 and encodes 199 amino acids. The transcript has 7 exons. NCBI's taxonomy places the organism in Eukaryota, Metazoa, Chordata, Ceratodontiformes, Protopteridae.